CGGCGAUUCGCGCGCCGGACUCUGGCCGAGUCUUCCGCGAUUUGGAAAGUUCAUUUAAUCAUUUCGCUGCAUUUCGACAAAAUUAGUUGGAAUCCAGCAAUCACGAUGAUAUAUCUAUGUGAUGUUUGUCGCGACUGUGAGUCAGUAAGUUCAGUGGAUUUAGAGGGUUAUGAAAGGCUCUUUGCGCUGAAGUUAGUCGACGAUAAAAGACAACAUAAAACUCUGACGACCUGCCGCUUGUGUUACAAAAAGUUGCGAUUUUUCAAAAAGCGGUUAAUUUUGAAACUAAAAAUAAGAAUGCACUACCCGAAUUAUCCUCCUGAAAAAGAAGGUGAAUUUCCGGACCAGUUCUUCGAAUUGAAAGAACCAACAAAUGCCCAAAUUGAUGAAUUUUUAUCACCAAUGGAAGACCAAAAUUUAGAAAACCAAAAUACAGAAACAUGCACCGACGAUUACAAUUGCCAAUGUGAUAACUGCCAGAAAAAAUACGGAGAUUUGCCCAUUCUUUUACAAGGCAUCGAGCAAAAAACCUUCAACGAUAAGACUGAUUCCCAACCAUCGACGUCUAGUCAUUCGAGCCCUUCGAAGAGGAUCCUCACCUGCGAGUAUUGCAAGAAGACAUUCACUCACAAAGGGGAUUUCAACAAACACUUGAGGAAGCACACUAAAGAAAAACCUUUCUCCUGCAAAGUGUGCGGGAGGAAAUUCGGACACACGUCGAACCUGCUGCGACACCAACGGCUACACAGCGGGGAGAAACCCUUCACUUGUGAUAAUUGCUCGAAGAAGUUCAGCCGUAAAGACAAGCUCGAUUGCCAUAAAAGAAGCAGAACGUGUUACGAUGCUAGCACGUCUCGCUCAUUGUUUAAUCAGUGAUUGGACUUUUUAUAUGGGUAUCUUAAUGUGAUAUGAUGCUACUUUGAUCUGGUGUAAUGUACAUUCCAAAACGUCAUUACACUUACUUACUCAUGAAUCUUCGUUAAAAAUUAUUGUGACUAAAAUAUUUAUUAAAUUUUGAUGUUUUUUUAUUGUCGUUUUUUUACCAAACAAGACCUUACAUAUGCAUGUUGAAGUAAUCCUGAGUUAAUGGGUUUAACUCAUAAACA
Phyllotreta striolata is the source of this 1106-nucleotide messenger RNA. The record is from the annotation of a GenBank genome assembly. Lineage: Eukaryota; Metazoa; Arthropoda; Insecta; Coleoptera; Chrysomelidae.